Molecule: messenger RNA, 762 nt
Organism: Pieris macdunnoughi
Lineage: Eukaryota; Metazoa; Arthropoda; Insecta; Lepidoptera; Pieridae
Source: the annotation of a GenBank genome assembly
AUGUUCAAUUUAGUUUCGCUACUUGUCACCGCGGCGCUGGUGUCGCUGCAAUGCUCCAGGCAAGCUUACGCACUCCUAGAAAGACCAAAGUUAAUUCAUCAUAAUAAUUUAGAAUCAAAUGAAAUCCCUACCCCUCGUCGAAGAGAGCUUCACAAGUAUGUGAAGAUAGACCAAGGACUUCCUGAAAUCAUCACUAAUCCAGAGUUACCACUUGUACUGCAGUGUGUGAUUUGGGGAAAACCUGCUCCCGUCGUAACCUGGCUGAAGAAUGGACUAGCAAUAACUGAUUUUGAAGAAGACUCUAACGAAAUAUUCAGUAGUCAUCCAACCAGCGUGGCAGGACUUAUGAGCAAACUAGUGGUACCUGCUCCAGCGAACGGCGAUGUUUACACGUGUGUGGGCACGGCUGGUUCUAAGCAGAAGACUAAUUCGACCACUAUUUACACAGAUGAAGAUUCCGAAGAAUUAGAGCUACCAACAGCACCACUCAUCACGGCAUACUACAACAGCAUUCUGCAGGUGAUGGGCUCCAGCAUCACACUGCCUUGCCGGCACUACAGCCCAACGAAAGCGCAAGUCUACUGGUUGGACAGGGAUGAGGAACUCAUCUUUGACAAUUCCAGAAUGAGGGUACUGCCUUCUGGUGAUUUGCACAUCAAGGACUUAUCUUUUGAAACAGAUAUGGGUCAAUACACCUGCACCGUCAAGAAUAGCUAUGGCACGGACACGGCGUCAACGUUUCUGUAUGUUCUUCGGGGUUAG